Molecule: messenger RNA, 2705 nt
Organism: Anopheles stephensi (Asian malaria mosquito)
Lineage: Eukaryota; Metazoa; Arthropoda; Insecta; Diptera; Culicidae
Exons: 4
Coding region: 193-2175 (660 amino acids)
Source: RefSeq, a predicted model, not a curated record
AAACGGCUGACGCAGACGCAGAGAAAAUAAGCAAAAAGAAGAGAAAAAAGAAACGUAACGAGAGCAGAAAAACGGUUUUGUUCGGGUUCGCAACAGGGCAAACAAACCAAACAAGCGACAAUUUCUGUUCUGUUCAUUUCGUCCGUUUAUUCGUCGUGUGUGAUUUUUAGGUUGCAGACCCUGGCAAAAACGAUGAGCGGUGCCGUGAUGUUGUUUGCCUGCUCCAAAUGCUUCUCACGCCACCCGUUCGAGGAGUUGUCUCCGGGCCAGCAGCUUUGCAAGGAUUGUCGCGGUUCGUUCCCGGUGGUCAAGUGUACUUACUGCCGCUCGGAGUUCCAGCAAACGACCAAGGGCAGCACGUCCGCGAUCUGCCGGAAGUGUGAAGCGAACGUGAAGCAGUAUGGAAAACCAUCCGCCUGCGAGCUCUGCAACAUCAUUGCAGCAUUCAUCGGAUCCAAAUGCCAAAGGUGUACAAACUCCGAGUUAAAAUAUGGACCAGCAGUAACGUGCGAUCAGUGCAAACAGCGGUGCGCCUUUAAUAGGCCCGAUUAUAAGGUUGAUGGCAAGUUGCUGUGCUGGCUAUGCACGCUGUCCUACAAACGUGCCCUCACUAAGGCCCGCCAGGUAGAGAAUGAACGGCGAAGGGCCAAGAAACGGGCCGCUGAAGGAUCCUUCCCGCCUCCACUGUCCGGCAGUGGGACGACCGGCAGCAGCGGUAGCAGCGAUCGGCGCGAUCGUAUGCAUGAGAAGUUGAGCAAUUCCGGCGGUAGCGGGGGUGGUGGCGGCGGUCAGGGUAACAGUGGAGGAAUGAAUCUACCGGGCGGCGGCAGUAUGUCCGGUCUGCCACCGCUGGGCGAUCUGAGUAUGGGCCUCGGACCGGGUGCGACUGGCGGCACGGGGGUUGAUCGUAUAGACAGCGGAGGUCCUGGUGGUGGUGGAAGUGGCGGUGCAAGCGGUGGUGGCCGAAACGAUAAUGGUCGACAUUCGUCCUCUGCCUCCAGCAAGAAGCCUCGCUCCGAUACGGGUAAAAUGAUGGUGCCGGACAUGCCGACCGAUAAGCUGCUAAUGAAGAGCGCCAACAGUGGCAGUGGUGGUGGUGGUGGUGGUGGUGGUGGUGGCGGUGGCGGUUACGUCGAUCCUCACAGCUCCGAUCACGUGAUCGCGAUGACGCAGCUAAAGGAAACGAUAGCGACGCUGCAGCGGAAGCUCAAACAGAAGGACGGCGUCAUACUGGAAAAGGAGAAGGAGAUCAGUGCCUGGAAGGGGAAACACUUUCACCUCGAGCAGGAGCUGAUGAAGAAGUAUAAAGACAUGGAGAAGAACUACGAGUUCAAGCUGGACGUGCUCAACAAGAAGCUCAAGGCGCAGCUGCUCGAGAUAGCCGCCCUGUCGAAGGCGGUCAAGGAGCGGGACGAGAGCAAAAAGAAGAAGGUGGUGGUGAGCGCCUAUCUGGCCACAACCAAGCUGAGCAAGGUAAGCAAAUCAUCGGGCGAUUCAAAGGACGGCUCGGACAGGGAGAAAUCCGUGUCCGCGAUCGGUCGAAGCGGCGGCGGCGGCGGCGGUGGUGGCCGGAACCGGAUGCUCGAUGAUGACGAUGACGACGAUGACGACGACAAUGGCAGUAACAAGGAGGAUAAGGAGAACGACAGCGAAAAGGGUUCGGACAAGGGUGGUUCCGGGCGAAACACGCCACGCGACAGUGGCAAGGACAGUCCGCGCGACGUGGAUUCGGGCAAGGAGAGUCCGCGCGAGUCCGACAAGGAGGAUGAGAGCGAGAAGAAAGCAUCGAAACAGCAGCAGCAGCAGCAGCAGCAGUUGCAGAACGAAGACUCACAAAAUGCUUCCGAAGCGUUGCCGCACGAAGCGUACGACGACCAGCCGAACAAAGCGAACAAGAGCAACGGGUCCUCGACGAAGGAUGAGGAGGAUUCGGACCGGGAGGAGGAGAAGGAUGACCGCCGUAGUUCGGACCGCGGAUCGGAGGAUGGAUCGGAGGCCGGAUCGGAUCGUGGCUCGGACCGGGGCGGUUCCGGUCGGGGCUCGGACCGCAGUGACAACGAGUCGGACAAGGAGAGCGAUCGGGAGGAUCAUUCCGAUAAGGGUGGAAGCGACAAAGAUAGUGACCGGGACGACGGAUCGGGCAGUGGUUCCGAGAGUGACCGUGAUUCGGAUUAGGUUCCAAUCGCUAGGUCGGUUGGUGGGUUUAUGUGACAAGGUGGCCAUUCACCGCCAUGGUCUGUACCGCUGGUUGAAACAGUAAGGGAAAUGCGGCCAGAUGCGCCCGCGUCCUCCUGUGCUCCAUUUAUUUUAACACUAUUUAAAUUAGAACAAAUGCAGGAGCGUGUGCAGUUUUCGUACAUAAUAUGCGGCUGCAGCUAGCUUUCCACAGCGCUCGCUCGUUCGUGUCUGCUCAAUGCAGACGGAUUGCUGGCCAGCAAACUUGAAAAGUAGCUGAGGAUAAUAAUUUAAUUGUAAAUGUGCGUGUGCAACCACAUUCAGGGAGCUUCUUUUGAUACGGUCUGUCCGUUCUUCACGACCAAUAGCCCUCAGUUUAGAGAUAUGGUAACGUAAGGGGCGCCUUUCGACUCCAGACUUCCACACAUUGUAAAUGAAGCUGCUAAACAAAUUCUCAGAAACACGCUGUUCCGGAGCCGAUUAUGUGAACAAACGAUACGCAAAUAAAGAUAUUGAAAAUAAAACUAAAA